Molecule: messenger RNA, 618 nt
Organism: Dendronephthya gigantea
Lineage: Eukaryota; Metazoa; Cnidaria; Anthozoa; Malacalcyonacea; Nephtheidae
Exons: 1
Coding region: 1-618 (205 amino acids)
Source: RefSeq, a predicted model, not a curated record
AUGGAUGACGCUCCUUCUACGACCGAUAAUUCUGUGGCUAUGACUUCUAAUACGACUGUGAACGGCGCCAUCGCAACGUAUUCGAUUUCGAUCAAAAUUCCGCCAUUUUGGCCGUCCGACCCAGAACUUUUGUUUGCACAAGUAGAGGCCCAGUUCGCUGUUAAACAAAUAACCGUUCAGCAUACAAAAUAUUCUCAUGUCAUUGCUGCCUUAUCUCCAGAGGCAGCCACUGAAGUUCGCGAUCUUAUUUUAACUCCUCCAGAUGCGAAUCCAUACGACGUUCUCAAGGCUGCCCUCACCGAGCGGGUUUCACUCUCAAAGCGUCGUAAGCUACAUCAAGUUUUACAUGCUGAAGAGCUUGGAGACAGGAAACCAUCCCAGUUACUUUGCCAGCUACAACAGUUAUCCGGUAUCACCGACAGCGACCUUUUACGGGAAUUGUUUUUACAGAGACUUCCCAGUAAUGUCCAAGUCGGGUUGUUGUCUCAUCCUGGGAAGCCAUUAGCAGAGCUAGCGGUAAUAGCAGAUGGUAUGAUCCAGCUUGUAGAAUCUCAUCAAAGUAUCGCCCAAGUUGAAACUCCACCAACAGCUGAAAUUUCAUCGAUCCGAUCUGAAUAA